AUGGAAGGAAAUUUUCAAAGCUGCGAGAUAAAAAUUUGCGACAAUUACAAUACAAAUGAUAAAAAUUACACAAAAUUCUUCGCCCUCCACCAACAAGAAAAAAUAAUCCAAACUGCUCGGAUACUUAACUCGUUUGGUAAACAAUUUCUACACGGGCUAAAUCCAACAGAUGAAAAGUAUUAUAGCGCUAGUGAUGAUUACUCCACAAAGUUUCACAGUGUUGUGGAAACCGUUGAUACAUUGGUAGAGUGGCUGGAACGCUCGGGGAAUGAUGUGGUGGAAAAUUUAAAGAAGAAAGAAGCCAUCUUGCGUGGAGUGCUACGCUUGACAGGUAAGCUUGUACUAUAUAGUCUUGUUUUGAACUUGUUUUAAUAUAUACUACUACUGGAUAGCUCUAACGGUUCUCAACAUGCAGUUGUUCCUUAGAAGUCCAUAAGAGCCAUCUCUCAGAUCCAGCCAGGGGGCUUACCAAGCCGGACCGCUUGUACGAAAGCCGGAUAGCGCUAUCCACCGCAUGUUUUCAUCCUUUGUAAAAUUCUUUGAAAAGCUACAAAUCUACUAGCCAUUAUAGCAGGCGUUUAUUUGCUUGCGGGUAUGGAUCUCACAAUUAAUAAAAAUAAACUUUAAUUUAUGAUUACUGAAGUUUAAUAUGGGUUAUACCAAUCAACCGACAAUUUUAGAAAGCUUGAAAAAAAAUUAACUGGCCCCUGAUUACCAAAAAACUGGUAACACUGGCUCAAUAUAUACCAGUAUACCGAAAAUUCCAGGCUACGUAUGCCUGCCUGAGUACUUAAUCUUGGGUAAAUAUAAUUAUAAUGAAAUGAAGAAUUAGAUAAAAAUUAAUACGAUCUGUUUCAUUUUCCUCAAGAACUUGGGAAUCAAGCUAGUCUAUUUGGCAUACUGGAACUAGCCUGCAAGUUCCUUGAUGUACCUAAAAACCCCUACCCAGCCGAACGUGAAUACAUAUCAGGCUCACUGGCCGAAGUUGACGACCAAAAACGAGCCAUCUACGUAAUACUCCGAGAAGCAGGCGAAAUCCUACGAAGUAUCAUCGACGACGAUAAAUUUGACAUAAACAAAGGGAUGCAAUUUGAUAACAGUGUCAGAAAAGCGGAGUUAGAAAUUCAAUUCAGUCAAAGACGUUUGGAUGGCGCGAAAAAAAUGACAGUCCAGUUAAUGCAAAAAAUGCGGUCAGUGAAAUGGUUUUCCCGCGCUGUUCGAGCCCUGGGUAUAGCCAUCACCUGGUACUUCGUGUACUACAAAUAUAAGGAUUCGACAAUUGCCUUGCCUGUUAUGCUUUUGGGGUUUCUCGUGUCUGCUAUGGUGUGGUUGUCAUUUUUCCCGAGUAAUGCUUACGGAUUUUACGAGGCGUUAUCUAAACUGGACGUGCAGCAUCGUUUGCUGAGUGCGGAACUGGGCACUAUAAACGAGCGAUUAAAGAGCACCGCUGACCACAAAGAUGAAGUGGCCGACGAAAAAUUAACGAUCUCAAGUAAUUGA
Paramuricea clavata is the source of this 1500-nucleotide messenger RNA. The record is from the annotation of a GenBank genome assembly. Lineage: Eukaryota; Metazoa; Cnidaria; Anthozoa; Malacalcyonacea; Plexauridae.